AUGCACAUGCAGCCAGCCUGCAGUAUCUGGUUUGACCACAGAGUGGCAGCACAUGUAAACACAUGUCAUCUUCUUACACAAGCUCUUACCAAACGCUGAAGGCGAGUUCUGUAACUAAAUGUUGCAGCCCCUCUUGUCUGCAUGGUGCUCCUGUCUCUCUGAAGGACGGAGCUGUUACAUCAGACAACAAUGAAGUCCAUCUCCUGUUUCUCGUCAUCGGUCAGAGCUGCAUGUCAGCACACCUCAGCUUGUUUCCCCAUCAGUCGAGCUCUAACUCUUUGCAGUCCAGUGGGCAGAUGCCAAACUGUAGUUGUGCAACAACCGUGCGUAACCGGUGUGCGUACUUUCCAUAAUACGCAGGUGAACACAGCAGCAGCAGUCCAGCAGGUGAGUGCAGCUCCUCUCCCCAUCCCAGUACCUCUACCUGGGAGAAGAGAGGAUGAACUGUACCAACUUGGCAGACGCAUGCCACCUAUAACAGCUGUAAGAGCAGCCUCACACCCAUCUCCAUACAGCCCAUACACCAAACCACAGAGCAAUGCAGCUGCACUAGUCAACAUCCAGUCUCUGAUUGAAGGAGAGGUGAUUCCUGAGCUUUGCUCCAGACUGGCAGGCUUCCCCAGCAACGACAGGGCAGAGGGACUAGCCACUUUACUCGGAGCAUGUGUUGAAUCUGGCCUGGAGGCCCACAGAAGCCCUCUAGUCCUCAGACUGAUAAAUGAGAGCCUGGAGCUCCUCUCCAGCAGGGAUGUCGGGGUGGCACAGCUCUGCCACCUGGGCGAGGUGGCGUACGCCCUGGAAGGCCGCCAGUCAGCCGUGGUGCCAGAGGUCCUGGACUCCAUAGGUGGUGCUGUAGAAGAGGAUGUCGUCUCUCCCAGAGAGGCUGCCAGGAUCUACUCCCUGCUGGCUCUGUGUCAUGAUCCUGACAACCAGCGGCAGAAACUUAUGCUGUCCACUUUGCACAGACACACACAGAGGCUGGUCCACCGGCUGAAGGCCAAUCAAGUCAGCGAUAUACUGCAGUGCCUGUUGGAGUUGCAGCAGAGACAGGCCAUUUCCCUGGUGCUGAGGCUGAGUCAUAGAGCAUCACGGGUCUUCAAGGCUUUUAGUGAUGAUGAGGUUAUUAAGGUGCUCUCUGCGCUGAUGAUCCUGGGACAGCAUGAUGAAGAGCUCCUGGCUGCUAUGGAGAAACACCUACCAGGGAGGCUGGGGAAGUGUGAUCCGGAGCUGAUCAGCACCGUCAUGGAGUACUGUCUGCAAAUGAGGUGCCGCUCUGAGCCAAUCUUUGAGGUUGCAGCUGAGAACUUUGUAUGCCAUGCUGAGAGGCACACCACCCUUCAGAUCGCCAAACAGAUAGUAGCCAUGGGGAGACUCAACUAUCUGCCACAGUGCUCCAGUGAGAUGUUUAAAAAGCUGGAGAGCAUUUUGUCAACAAGGUUUUCCCAGUUCCAGCCUCGCUCCCUGAUAGAGGUGUUGCACGCCUGCAUCCACCUGGAACGCUUCCCACGCAACUACAUGUCCAAAGUCUUCAGCCCGUACUUCCUACAGAGGCUGCAAGCACAGGGGGAGCCAUUGGACAAGAAUGCUCUGGGACAACUCACUCAGAUCCAUCUCUCCUCCUCAUUAGAGUGCACCUACUACUUGGGUCCCAGACUGCCUUACUUCCCCCUUGUGAAGAGGUUUUCCUCUGUGGACCAGGCCUUUGAGACACCUAUGGAGAGUCUCCUCUACAAACGGGUCAAAGGGCCGCUCACACAGCUACUGGGGGGGAAGUUUUACUCUACCAGAAUAUUCACUCACAGUGGAUACACAAUAGAUGUGGAAAUAUGCCUGGAUGAGAAGGGAUAUGUUCUGCCUCUGUCUCAGUGGGAUCACACGUACAGGAGGAUGGCACUGUGUUUGGAUGGUGAAAACCGUUUCUGUAGCAACACACAGCACCUGUUGGGGAAGGAAGCCACCAAGAGGAGACACCUCCGGAGGAUGGGCUAUGAGGUGGUGCAGAUCCCUUACUUUGAAUUUGAGAAGCUGAUGACUCAGGAGGAACAGGUCCAAUAUCUUCACAACAAGAUCUUUCCCACCAUCUUCAAGUUCAUUCACUGAUCUUAGUCCCCUAACAAGUUCAACCAAAGAUUCCUCAGUGACUUUUAUUGAUUGGUGCUUAUGUUGCUGUAAAAAUCAACCAACCCCUACAAUGACCUGCCUGGACAUUUAGGUGAGUGAUGCUGCACACUAUGUACAAUAUGAAGAAGAUGCUGUAGGGCACGGCAGAAAGGAAAUACUUGAUAUUCAGCUCCAGCAUAAAUAUCCAGCGUUUCUUUUUUGUUUGUUUUCCAUAUUCCCUUAGUUUUUUUUUAUGAUUUUAUGAAACAACCUGCCUUGUUUUGGGCAUCAAAGUUAAAAAAAACAAUGUCAAUUGGUAAUUUUACAAGAAAGAUUAAACAAAUCUUUUUUAUCCUCAACAUUAAAAACAAUGAAGAUGACUGAAAAUGUACCUUUUAAAGCGUGUCCGUCUUAGCAGCCAUUUGUGUGACUACAUAUCUUAUAUUUUCACCUUAUGACCUCAGUUUAGCAUCAUUUUAAUGGCUAUUGUUACACUGACUUUUGCUCAGGGAGCAAAACUUUAAAAAGAUAAUACUGUUCAUUUUUGUAUUCUGCUGUUAAUUUAUAAUGUUAAAUGGACGUGAUGGUGACUAUUUAUGUGAUUGAUUUGAAUACAAAAUGUGUACGUAAUGAGUGGCACAGUGUUGUGGCUUCAACCUUUGUCCUUUGCCCUGUUGUUUCAUUGGUACCCAGUUUUCUUUGAGAAUAGGGAAAACAAAUGUGACCUCAUUUACUGGGCAAGAUGUCUGAGACAUUCAAAAUUAAAUGUGCAUGAGAUGUACAAAUGUAUGAUAUGAUAUAUGUUUUUAUUUGAUGCUUGAAGAUAUACCAUAAAUUGCCCUUUUAUCCUUAUCCUUUGGACUGGUGGUCGAUUCUUCAAAACAGGAAACACUGAGAACAUUUGAUAAAACAUGUACAGUGUCCAAAAAACGCAAAGGGUCUAAUAAAAAAUGUAUCUAACAGAUUAGCAUUUAACGCUGACUUAAUAGCAGUUAUGACGAUAUUCCCCCACUGUACAAUUAUCUAUAUUAUAAUUGGUUGUUAUGGAUAUUAAUUUGUUCAGACAAACAAAGAAACCCUGUGAAAAAAAUGGAAUCAAGGCCUAAGUUAAAAAAAUGAAACGUAACUAAACCUGAUAUGCAAAAAGUAAAAUCCAAAUAUUCUGUAAAUGGUUGUAUGCAAUAUGAU
Messenger RNA from Sebastes umbrosus (honeycomb rockfish), 3288 nucleotides. Its product is annotated as FAST kinase domain-containing protein 3, mitochondrial-like. The record is from RefSeq and is a predicted model, not a curated record. NCBI's taxonomy places the organism in Eukaryota, Metazoa, Chordata, Actinopteri, Perciformes, Sebastidae. The transcript has 10 exons. Gene Ontology annotation, molecular function: RNA binding. Gene Ontology annotation, biological process: regulation of mitochondrial mRNA stability; mitochondrial RNA processing. Gene Ontology annotation, cellular component: mitochondrial matrix; ribonucleoprotein granule. The coding region runs from base 190 to 2100 and encodes 636 amino acids.